CCCAACAGUAAAAACACAGUGCCCAUGGCCUCAGAUCAGAUCUCACCUUCUCUCUCAACCACCCAACCCUUUUCCAACCACUAAAUCGACUCUGCUAGAUCGACCAUGGCUACCUUGCAAAAAUUCAAGCUCUUGGCCACGCAAUGCGCCGUCGUCGCCGGAAGCCCCACGCGCAGCCCGACCGCCAGCCCCGUCAUCCACCUCCGCCGCCGUAAAACCCUCCGCAUGUUCCUCACCCGCCCCGACCGCCGCCGCGUCCCUCGCUCAUCGGAUUCUCCUAACGACGAAGAUCGCGGAAAUGACGACCCGCCGGAGAAGAGGAAGGAGGAGGCUCGGGUCCGCCGUAAGCUCAAGGACCUGUUCGUGUCGUCUCCGCCGCCGCUGGAGGAUAACAGGAGAGGCGGGGAGGUGGGAGACGGUGAGGAGCGGGGAUUGCUGUCGGCGACGGGCGGCGGUGUCGGUGGCAUGGCGAGGACUCGGCGCGGCGGCGGGUUGUUGAGUCGGCCUUUAACGGCGUCGUUUAGGUGUAGAUUGCUGAAGAGAGCUUGGCGACCUGUGCUGGUUCCUAUUCCCGAGUAGUUGCAGUGAGUGUGAGAGUAGUAGGUGGUUUCAAUUUUGUUUAAUUAUCUGGUUCU
This is a messenger RNA of Fragaria vesca subsp. vesca, 635 nucleotides long. RefSeq lists its product as uncharacterized. The transcript has a single exon. The record is from RefSeq and is a predicted model, not a curated record. Lineage: Eukaryota; Viridiplantae; Streptophyta; Magnoliopsida; Rosales; Rosaceae. Bases 106 to 579 code for a protein of 157 amino acids.